This is a messenger RNA of Empidonax traillii (willow flycatcher), 1151 nucleotides long. Its product is annotated as E3 ubiquitin-protein ligase Topors-like. NCBI's taxonomy places the organism in Eukaryota, Metazoa, Chordata, Aves, Passeriformes, Tyrannidae. Gene Ontology annotation, molecular function: ubiquitin protein ligase activity. The transcript is spliced from 2 exons. The record is from RefSeq and is a predicted model, not a curated record. Gene Ontology annotation, biological process: protein polyubiquitination; protein monoubiquitination. Bases 1 to 1095 code for a protein of 364 amino acids.
AUGGACAGUAUAAAAACCUCAUUAAAGUAUGAGGAGUCUUUGACUCUUCCCCACCUGCUACAGCAAGUAGACGUGGCCACAAAGAUGAACUGGAGCUGCCCCAUCUGUCACAAUGCUCGGAAUGAUGUGGCUUCUGCUCUGCCUUGCCGUGACCAGUUCUGCCUGGGCUGCAUCCUGCGGUGGGCAAAAGCAAAUCCAUGGUGCCCGCUCUGCAACAGACCUAUAGAGAUUGUCAGGUUUUCUGAGCGGAGUGAACGGGACUAUCUACAGUUCGCCAUCACAGCCCUGGAAGAGACAAGAGAGAACAGUAGCCCAGCAGGGAGUGCUCCUUUCCAGCUGGCUGAAAACAGUUCUGAUGACUCUGUGGUGUCCCCUCUGUCUUCACCACAGGGGACACUGUCUCCAGCUGAGCAGAGGUCUGCAGGGCCAGAGUUCAUGGGUGGCCUCCUGCCUGAGGUCUGGGCAGAACUUUUCCGUAGGCGACAGCAACUGCUGGACCCUGUGCUGCCCUGGCUGCGCCGGAGGCUGGCAGCAGUCUAUCAGGACCAGUGGUGGCGAGCAGAGGCUGCAGAGGGCUCCAUCCUGCAUGGCCUCUGCGUCUGCGGUCCAGAUGCAGAGGUCUUGGUCGAGGUGCUGGAACCUCUCCUCAACGGGCACACAGCAUCGCUUAUCCAUGGCACCAUUGAUGUCAUUUCAAGCCAGUGCAGUGAGGAGGCCCAGAGGCUGCUGUGCUUCUAUCAUGCCAGCACCACCUCCAGCAGCUCCAGCUGCACUAGCUCCUGGAAGGUGACUCUUGCCAGUGGCCCCACAGGUUCUGAUGUGGAGGAGGAAGCUGCUACAUCAGAGACCAACCUUCAAGGGAGUCCCAGCUGCCCUCCAUCCAUGUCCAUGCGCUCAGAGCAGGACCAGCCCCAGGAGGAGCCAGGGCGGGUGGUGGUGGUGCCUGGUCCAUCUGGUCAGGGCUGCAGCCUCUCUGUUCCUGACCAGGGCAGGAACCGCUCACCUGGAAAGCCCCGGCGUGGCCGAAAGAGGAGAGCCUCCAGACUCCAGAAUUCCUCCCAGCCUACCAAGAGGCCACCCCGCCAGCGGCACUAGCGGGGCUCCAGGAACUCUUCAGCCAAGAAAAAGGAAAUAAAUUGCUAUUUCCCUGA